AUGGGUAGUAACAAUAGCAAAGAGUCAGAAGAUUAUAAUCGAAGGAAUAGAACUAAACCAAUAUUAAAGAAACCAACUGUCUAUCCAGGUACUUAUAUACCCCAGCAGACUGGUUAUCCACAAUAUACUAAUAAUUCUUCUAUACCAUACGAUACAAAUAAUAUUCAAACACAAGGUAAAAAUAAUUUACCUGAUAACUCUUUAUCAUCUCAUAGUCAUCAUUCACGACAUCGACAUCAUCGUCAUCGUCAUCAUCAUCGUCCACAAUGUUCUGAACGUGCAACACAAACAACUCCAUCUGUAUUAUAUCGAGUCGAUGAACGAAGUCAAAAACCACUUUCGAUUACAAAUGAUGGACGUUCUACUCCUGUUUUACUUAGAGAAAACUCACGUUCUACUCCUGCUUUACUUGAAGAAAGUUGGAGUUCUAAUUCACUUGAUAAACGUUCACCUGUUCCAAUUAAAAAAUCUCCACGUACCAUUUCAACUUAUAAAUCUACAUCUUCUGCUGCAGUCAAACAACUUUCGCCUGCUAAUGUAGAUAAAAAACAUUAA
This is a messenger RNA of Rotaria sordida, 555 nucleotides long. Lineage: Eukaryota; Metazoa; Rotifera; Eurotatoria; Philodinida; Philodinidae. The record is from the annotation of a GenBank genome assembly.